This is a messenger RNA of Cooperia oncophora, 1545 nucleotides long. NCBI's taxonomy places the organism in Eukaryota, Metazoa, Nematoda, Chromadorea, Rhabditida, Trichostrongylidae. The record is from the annotation of a GenBank genome assembly.
AUGGGGUGGGCUAAACUCCGGCAGCCAGCCGAAGGUCUGCCAUUUUUCACCCGAGAAUCGAAGCCAACCCGACUUGGAUUAGUGAGAUUAUGGCGUUCAUUUCCUCGUUUGAAAAGAACCGUGAUAGGAAUAGUACUGCUGUCAUUGACAUGCGCCUUCACAUUCAUUAUUGCAUCGCCUUUCAUCCAGAAAACGCGAUGUCCUACUAAUGCACGACAACGAGCUGUCGUGGACGCCUUCAAACAUGCUUGGAAAGGAUAUCGUGAACGCGCUUGGGGAAAAGAUCAACUGAAACCGAUCAGCGGUGGCUAUUCGACUUGGUUCGAUACUGGUUUAACUAUUGUAGACUCACUUGAUACAGCUAUUAUAAUGGGGCUCAAAAAAGAAGUAGCACAGGCGACAGAAUGGAUACGUGAUUCACUUACCUUCGAGAAAGACCGCUAUGUAAAUCUGUUUGAAACGACAAUUCGAACAUUAGGAGGCCUCUUGAGCGCAUAUCACCUCACCGGUGACAGGAUGUUCGUUUCGAAAGCAGAGGAUCUGGCCGGUCGACUGAUGGGUGCAUUUACAAAUUCAAAAUCUGCUAUACCUUUGAGUGAUGUCAACCUAAAGACAAGCAAAGCGAAGUCGCCACCAUGGAGUAGCGAGUCGUCUUUAUCUGAAGUGACUUCUCUACAACUUGAAUUCCGUGAUCUAUCUCGAGUAACAGGAAAAAGGAUCUAUGAGGAAAUCUCUUUCAAAACCUCGAAGCAUAUUCACGAUAUCGGCUGUAGCGAUCAUGGUGGCCUUUGUGAAAUGUUUUUAAACGCAAAUACGGGACAGUUCCGAACCGGGUCAACAAUCACAUUCGGGGCACGAGCUGACAGCUACUAUGAAUAUCUUUUCAAGCAAUGGCUGCAAACUGGCAAGACUAUUGACUGGUUGUUCGAUGACUACAAAACAGCAAUGGAAUCCAUGAAGUCGAAAUUGUAUAGGUACUCGGAGCCAAACCACUUAGGUUUUGUUGGCGAAUUGCUGCAAGGGAACUCUUUUUCUCCAAAAAUGGACCACUUAGUAUGCUUUCUUGCUGGAACACUAGCUUUAGGCAGCCGGAACGGUGCACCUGAAGAACAUAUGAAGUUAGCACAGGCAAUGUACAAAAACCCAACUGGUCUUGGACCGGAAAUUGCUUAUUUCAAUAUGGUGCCCGGUCUCAAAGAAGACCUCAGCAUUAAGCCCCUUGAUGCACACUCGCUGUUGAGGCCUGAGGCGAUUGAAGCUUGGUUCUACCUUUAUAGGUUCACGGGUGAUAAAACUUAUCAGAAUUGGGGAUGGGAAGCUUUUCAAGCGAUCGAGAAGUACGCACGAGUGAAAAAUGGAUACUCAUCGGUGAAGAGCGUCAAAAGGAUACCAGUAACGCACAGUGACCUCAUGGAGUCCUUUUUCCUAGCGGAAACUCUAAAAUAUCUCUACCUCUUAUUUGCUGAUGAUCAGAAAACUUUGUUCCCGCUAGACAAGUGGGUGUUCAACACUGAAGCGCAUCCACUACCGGUCUACUCUAACUGA